UUGAAGAUCCAUCACCUAACUUCCAAAGUAUAAGAGACUUUUUGGAUUGCAAACGCUGUCUUGAAACUCCGGAAGUAAUACAAACUAUCUCACACCUUAAUAAAAUCAAAAAUGAACAAGGUAAUAAUGAAAAAUCGUCUGCAAUACGCUUCCGAGAAUUGGCAAGAACAAAGCUGAAGUUAAAUCGUUACCAGAGUCGAAGAGUAUAUGAGAUUCUUCGACUGUUUUUGUUACCUCGCUCACCAGAAUGUGUAAAAUCCUUUUCUGAUGCACUAGCUAAACGCACUGCAGCUCAUUUCCAGCGAGUUCGACCAAAUGCAAUGUGUGGCUCUUCUCCGGUGGCGAAACCAUGUGGUUCUAAUUGCAAUCCAGUGAAGAAAGCAUGUGAAGAAAUUGCUGAUAAGUAUUUGGAAACCCAAUUGCGAGAAGAAGUUGCCGCCUUAUUGGAAAGUUAUCAGGAGACUGUACUUAAACUAGAUCAAUUCAAUCCUUCAAUAACACAAGAAUCUUGA
Messenger RNA from Trichobilharzia regenti, 512 nucleotides. The record is from the annotation of a GenBank genome assembly. Lineage: Eukaryota; Metazoa; Platyhelminthes; Trematoda; Strigeidida; Schistosomatidae.